This is a messenger RNA of Cajanus cajan (pigeon pea), 2391 nucleotides long. RefSeq names its product cation/H(+) antiporter 4. The record is from RefSeq and is a predicted model, not a curated record. Gene Ontology annotation, molecular function: antiporter activity. Gene Ontology annotation, biological process: proton transmembrane transport; regulation of pH. Gene Ontology annotation, cellular component: membrane; endomembrane system. NCBI's taxonomy places the organism in Eukaryota, Viridiplantae, Streptophyta, Magnoliopsida, Fabales, Fabaceae.
AUGAAUUCGAACGGAACAAUCUUCUCUUCAGCCACGUUCAUGUAUGACAUACCUAAAAUGAGACAAGAUGUCUACAACGUGUGCCUUGAUCAGCCAAUGACGAUAAUUUCUGAUGGUAUAUGGUCUGGUCAUAACCACAUUGGAUCAAUUCCUUCAAAAUCUGCGUUCACCAUGCUUGAGCUGCAAAUAGUUAUCAUUUUCGCCGUCACGCAGGGCUUUCAUUUCUUUCUCAAGCGCAUUGGGAUCCCUUAUUUCGUUUCACAAGUAAUGGCUGGUUUUCUUCUAGGGCCAUCAAUUCCCACAGGACCAUUGGAAAAGUACAAGCAGAUGUUGUUCCCAUUUGGGAGUCCAGACAUCCUUAGCACAGUCUCAGCGAUGGGGUACUCAUUCUUCCUCUUCGUAAACUCAGUGAAAAUGGACCUAAGUUUGAUCACAAAAACAGGGAAGAAGGCUUGGGUCCUCGCACUCUCCUCCUAUUUCAUUCCCAUAUUUGUUGGCUAUGUCUUCCGGAAAAUCUUCUUUCAAGCCUUCUAUGGCCUCCUCUCAGAGGAUGUCUAUAACUUGCCCGUCGUCUUCAUUUCUAGCAGUGGUUGUUCCUUUGCUGUUGUUACAGUCUUGCUCAACGACCUCGGAAUCCUCAACUCUGAACUCGGACGCCUUGCACUCUCCGCAACUUUUGUUAGCGACCUCUCAGGUGGAAUCAUGGCAGGAAUUGGCACUGCCAUUAUAAGCGAGAGCAAAGGAGUAGGUUACCGUAUUGAAAACGUGGCGGUUUUUCUUGCUUACUUAAUCUUUGUUCCACUGAUUGGGCGUCCAGCGAUGAUGUGGGUAGUGAAGAGAACCCCAGAAGGUAGAUCCGUGAAGAAGGUAUAUAUCUGCAUCAUCAUAAUGGUGGUCUGUGCAUUGGGAUACUUUGCACGGUUUUUCAGACAACCCUUCUUCGCAGCAGCUGUUAUAUUUGGCCUAGCUGUCCCUGAAGGUCCUCCUUUAGGGUCCGAAUUGGUUAACCAACUUGAGUUAUUCUCCACGUUUCUCUCCUCAAUUUUUGUCACAUGUUGUAUCAUGAAGGUGGAUCUUACUCAAUGCGACUCUCUCACCCUCUUUCUCGUCACAACCGGCUUCAUCGUUAUGGUCCACUUGGUUAAGUUGAUUUUGUGCAUGGGAAUUUGCCGCUACUGCAAAAUGCCCUCCAGGGAUGGCUUCUGCCUUGCUCUCAUUAUGAGUUGCAAAGGUCUUGUUGAUAUCUGCUCCUAUACCAUUGUCUACGACGCAAUGGCACAAAGUAAACGAAUAGUAGCUGUUAUGAUCGUCUCGGUGCUGAUCCUAGGAACAACUUCUAGGUUUGGUGUGAAGGCAUUGUAUGACCCUUCAAGGAAAUACGCAGGAUAUCAGGAAAGGAACAUCAUGAGCUUGAAAGAGAACUGCGAGCUUCGGGUUGUUGCAUGCAUCCACAAGCCAUGUCACACGAAUCACAUCAAGAACGUUCUCCAGCUUUGCGCCCCUAGACCAGAGAACACACUAGUGGCUGAGAUAGUUCAUCUCAUGGAGCUAGUUGGAAGGUCCACACCUAUUUUCAUUGCACACAAGCUUCAGCACAGUGUAGAUUCAUCAUCAUCCUACAACUACUCCGGGGAACUCAUCGUGACCUUCGACCUUUUCGAACGUGACCAUGUUGGUUCCGCCACAGCCAACACCUACACAGCCAUAUCACCAGUGACACUAAUGCAUGAAGAUGUUUGUAACCUUGCUUUGGACAAAAACGCAGCCCUAAUAAUCCUUCCAUUUCACGUGAAAUGGGGAGGGGAUGGUUCUAUAGAGUCACGAGACGACGACAUAAGGGCACUGAAUUCAAAGGUUUUGGAAAGGGCACCUUGCUCAAUUGGGAUUCUAGUCAACCGUGGCCCUUCUGGCAUCAACGUCUCUGCGUGUUACAAUGUGGCUUUGAUCUUCUUUGGUGGACCUGAUGAUAUAGAAGCUUUGUAUUUGGCUAAGAGAUUUGCCAAAAAUGUUGAAAAUAGGUUGUUUGUGUAUAGGUUGCUAGCACGUGACCGUGAUGCAUCGGAUUGGGAACAAAUGAUUGAUGAUGAGGAGUUAAGGAAGGUUUGUGGAACUUAUGUACAACAUGAAAAUGUGACAUAUGAAGAGAGGACUAUAGAUGAUGCAUCAGAGACAAUGUUUUUCGUCAAAGAACUAGCAAACAAUUUUGAUUUUAUCAUAGUUGGGAGACGCAAUGAGUUGAGAACUUCUCAGACUUCUGGGUUGGAAAAUUGGACUGAACAUUCGGAGUUGGGGGUCAUUGGUGAUUUGCUUGCUUCACCAGAUACGGAGACUAGAGCAUCCAUUUUGGUUGUUCAGCAACAACAGUCAGCUUCUACGUCACCACAUCCAUAA